AUGCGGCAGUGGGCUUCGUCUGAGGGCUAUGAUAUCUGCGGGACUACAAGCUACGAGAGUGACCGACCAGGCAUGUCAAACUACGGUAGCCCUGUCGAACAUAGCCGUACAACCGAGAGCGAACAUUGCUCGAAAGUCAUUCAGGGUCAAGCCGAGAUUAUGCGAGCAAAUAUACACGUCACGCAUCUUUGGUUGCAGAGCUUGCUGCUCGAAAAGGUCGAGGCUGCAGUACAAGACAGCGCACUUGGAAAUUCCUCGGCAGCAGCAUGUGAAGAGGUUUCCGUUGCUCUCAAGGCGAACUGGGCCGAGCGGGAAGACAUUUGCCGUCAGAUGCUUCAUUUGUUGCAUAGCAUUCCAUACACAUACCUGGAGCCUAACGGACUGUAUCUGGCGUAUAAGGUCCGCGACGUAGCUGUCACUCUCCUCAACUGCCCCUUCGAGGCCCAUGAACGACCUGCUCGCCGCGCGGUAGAGUAUAUGCGUGACUUCACGCGGGCCCUGUCACGGCUUGAUCGAAGUGAGACAGUCAAUACCAACAGCUUGAAGAGCUGGGUGGAUGUGGACCGUGAACCGGCAGCCUGA
This is a messenger RNA of Colletotrichum spaethianum, 582 nucleotides long. RefSeq lists its product as uncharacterized. The record is from RefSeq and is a predicted model, not a curated record. The coding region runs from base 1 to 582 and encodes 193 amino acids. NCBI's taxonomy places the organism in Eukaryota, Fungi, Ascomycota, Sordariomycetes, Glomerellales, Glomerellaceae. The transcript has 2 exons.